AUGUGGUCAAGGCUACUGCUCACAUUGACUGGCAAUUCAUGUAGCAAUCCGCCGCUGCCUGGUCUCUCCUGGUGCGGAUUUUCUACUCCCAAUCCAGCCAAGCUCCCCAAUGCUGCCGCAUUCUUCCACACCAUCCCUCUCUCUCCAAGGUUAAUUCUCCUGCGUGGUGGACACUCGGCUUCAGUAUCUCCUGGAGUUGUUCGGGGGACAGUUCGUGAACCUUUUUGCGUUCCCGAGGCAUCUACCCUUGUGACCGACCUCCACGAUUUCGCUGGAACGCUUUAA
Molecule: messenger RNA, 285 nt
Organism: Mesocestoides corti
Lineage: Eukaryota; Metazoa; Platyhelminthes; Cestoda; Cyclophyllidea; Mesocestoididae
Source: the annotation of a GenBank genome assembly